Molecule: messenger RNA, 2029 nt
Organism: Uranotaenia lowii
Lineage: Eukaryota; Metazoa; Arthropoda; Insecta; Diptera; Culicidae
Gene: Ubqn
Product: ubiquilin-1
Exons: 5
Coding region: 62-1585 (507 amino acids)
Biological process (GO): ubiquitin-dependent protein catabolic process
Cellular component (GO): cytosol
Molecular function (GO): polyubiquitin modification-dependent protein binding
Source: RefSeq, a predicted model, not a curated record
GCGUAACGCCUGCAUUUGGCAAGCAGAAAAAGGAAGAAGUUAGAAAUCUUGCGUGUAAAAAAUGGCGGAGGACAGUGGCAGCAGGAAAAUCACGAUUUCCGUGAAAACACCCAAGGAUAAGAAAUCCAUCGAAAUCGUAGAAGAUGCGGAAAUUAAAGAGCUUCGAGCUAUUGUGGCCGAAAGAUUUGAGGCAGACCCGGACUUGGUUUGCCUGAUUUUCGCAGGAAAAAUCAUGAAAGAUACAGACACUUUAAAGACUCACAACAUCAAGGAUGGGCUAACGGUACAUCUGGUUAUCAAGGCUGCUCCUCGUCCGGACGCUGAUGGUCCGAGACGUCCACCUGCUGAUGUGAGCCAAACUCCGUUUGGUUUGAAUCAGCUUGGAGGUUUGAGUGCUAUUGGUGCACUCGGCGGAAAUCAAACCAACUUCAUGGAUUUACAGUCGCGUAUGCAACAUGAGCUUCUCGGCAAUCCGGAUUUGAUGCGUACUGUACUGGACAAUCCGUUAGUACAGCAAAUGAUGAAUAAUCCUGAUACCAUGCGCCAGAUUAUCACUUCGAAUCCUCAGAUGCAGGAUCUGAUGCAGCGCAACCCUGAGAUAUCACAUAUGCUAAACAAUCCGGAAUUGCUUCGUCAAACAAUGGAACUAGCACGCAAUCCAUCAAUGCUGCAGGAACUUAUGAGAUCACAUGAUAGGGCUAUGUCAAAUUUGGAAAGCGUACCAGGAGGGUAUAGCGCUUUGCAGCGCAUCUAUCGAGAUAUUCAAGAACCAAUGUUGAAUGCUACGUCCAGGAAUCCCUAUUCCGGAACGUCAGAUUCCGGAACAACAGAAAACCCGCAGCAAGGAUCUGAAAACCGAGAACCCUUGCCGAAUCCGUGGGGUGGCGCUAGUGGUAAUGCACGUUCGUCGGAUAAUCCACCACCGAAUGUGUUGAACACACCAUCCAUGCAAAGCUUGCUCACGCAAAUGGGAGAUAAUCCAUCUUUAAUGAGUAACCUGAUGAAUGCUCCAUAUACCCGAAACAUGCUGGAGGCUCUCUCAGCGGAUCCAAAUCUGGCCGCUAAUUUGAUGAGCCAGAAUCCUUUGCUAGCCAAUAAUCCGGCUUUGCAAGAACAAAUGAGAACUAUGAUGCCCCAGUUUUUACAGCAGCUUCAAAAUCCAGAAAUGCAAUCGAUGAUGGCAAACCCCGAAGCCAUCGAUGCGAUUCUUCAAAUUCAACGUGGCAUGGAACAACUGCGAUCGGUUGCUCCGGGCUUGGUUAAUUCGAUGGGCAUUCCUCCGCCGGCUCCGGGAGCUCCGGCCACAUCGACUGGCACUGGUAGUACUACCACCAAUGCAAACACUGCGGCUCAAUCGAAUCCGGCAGUUUUCUCUGAUUUUAUGUCACGUAUGAUCAACGGAAUGGCAACUGGAGCUAAUCCUAACUUACCCCCAGAGGAACGUUACCAAUCACAGCUGGAUCAAUUGGCAUCUAUGGGAUUUGUCAACCGUGAGGCCAAUUUGCAGGCUUUAAUAGCCUCAUUUGGAGAUAUAAAUGGAGCAGUGGAAAGGCUACUUGCUCUGGGCCAGCUAUCUUUAAGUUAACAUGUUUGACUAGAGGUGAUUGAAAAUUCUAUAUAAGCUGUUUCCUAUUUCUGACGAACUAUAAAAAGCAACAAAUAUACACCAAAAUUAUAUGGUAUCCUUGAGGUUAAAAAGUGAAGCGUGAAGUCAAGUAUAUAUGCAUAGUGUACCAUUGUUUGGUAAUAUUAGCGGCCGCGUCGGAGAACUGGAUGGUUGAUAACCCCUCUCGGUAAAGAUGCUUGUAUGUGUGGAAGUUCUUGAAUUGCAGGUAAAAAGGAGGUCUGAAGUAAAUGCAUAGCAUGGGAUUUUUACUUUAUUCCAUAUUUCGAUAAUUCAAUUCAAUAUAGCUACUACCUACAUGUUAAGAGAAAGGGAAAAUAUUUCUAGAUUCAGUGUUAAGUAUCGGCACGUAGGAGCAAAGAAUGAAUAAACGUAUUUUAGUCAGUCACGUCACAGAAAACAGAA